UGGUCCUGGUCCUUGUUCUGGUUCUGGUCUUGGUCCUAGUCUUGGUCCUGGUCCUCCCGUCCUCUGCACCCUUCUCCCCCCUCCUUCUCUCUUUUAUUGCCCCUCCCUGUGUGGGAUGGGGCGUCGUCAUGGUGACGGGGUAAACAGACGACAACAAGCUGCAGAGCUGAAGAGAGACGAGACGACGAGAGGACGGAGAGAGAGACAGACGGAGGACAGAGGACAGACAGGUGGCGCCCUCUCGUGGUCGAGGUGUUGAUGACGACAGGAGGUCAGGUGACAUCAUCAGAGUCAGAACCAGGAGCCAAUCACAGCAGAAAACCAAACCCACUGUGAAGCUCAGUGCGGUGCUGGACGUCGCCAUGUUUGUAGUCCUCCUCCUCCUCCUAUUCCAAAUAUGGUCAAAACGUGGAGCUGAGGCGGCUGAGUGACCACACCCACCUGUCAGUCAAAGCGUCCACGCUCUUAACCCUGCAUAACUUUAAGCCUUAAUAUAAUGUGAACAGAUAUUUUCCCGCCAUGGCCGAGAGCGACGACAUGGAGCAGCUCCUGACGUCCUUCAAGAAGUUCGCCGUUCACGGAGACACAAAGGCGACGGGGAAGGAGCUGAAUGGGAAGAACUGGGCCAAACUGUGCAAAGACUGCAAGAUCGUCGACGGGAAGACCAUCACCAGCACCGACGUCGACAUCGUCUUCUCCAAAGUCAAACAGAAGACGUCUCGGGUCAUCACUUAUGAGGAGUUUCGCAGAGCUCUGGAGGAGUUGGCUCCAAAGAGGUUCAAAGGUCAAAGUAAAGACGAGGCACUGAGGUCCAUCUUCAAACUGGUGGAAGGACGAGAGCCGAGCAACGUCGGCGUGACAAAAGUGGCAAAGACGGGGGCGGUGGACCGCCUGACUGACGCUUCCCGUUACACCGGGUCGCACAAGGAGCGCUUCGACGAGAGCGGGAAGGGCAAAGGUCGCGAGGGCCGCGAGGAGCUGGUGGAGAACACGGGCUAUGUGGGAGCGUACAGGAACGCUGGGACAUAUGACAAGACGAAGCCGGAGAAAUGAGAAGGCCGGAAGGACGACUCGUCUACAGGACUACAGAACUUAACCUCGACUGGACCUGAACUUUGACCCCUGAAAGUGUGCAUGUGUGGUGUCCUUAAUGAAUCCAUUCAGACGAGCUUCUCGUAGACAAGGUUCUGGUUCUGUUCUGUUGUCUUUUUUAUCAGCUGUUUAAAAUUUGACUUUAAAAAUGGAGAAAGUCAGAAAUGUUGUUGCUAAUCUAACAGGUGCUAACAUGCUAACAGGUGCUAACAUGCUAACAUGCUUGUGUAGUCAGUUAGCAACUAUUAGCAGUUAGCUGAACUAGCAGUUAGUCUCUUUUCUUGAGAAGUGACGUCACACUGCAUCAUAUCAACAGGAAGUGACGUCACACUGGAUCAUAUCAACA
Molecule: messenger RNA, 1438 nt
Organism: Larimichthys crocea (large yellow croaker)
Lineage: Eukaryota; Metazoa; Chordata; Actinopteri; Sciaenidae
Gene: tppp3
Product: tubulin polymerization-promoting protein family member 3
Exons: 5
Coding region: 520-1053 (177 amino acids)
Biological process (GO): microtubule polymerization; microtubule bundle formation; positive regulation of protein polymerization
Cellular component (GO): microtubule
Molecular function (GO): tubulin binding
Source: RefSeq, a predicted model, not a curated record